Molecule: messenger RNA, 7005 nt
Organism: Pseudozyma hubeiensis SY62
Lineage: Eukaryota; Fungi; Basidiomycota; Ustilaginomycetes; Ustilaginales; Ustilaginaceae
Product: beta-1,3-glucan synthase
Exons: 2
Coding region: 1-7005 (2334 amino acids)
Biological process (GO): autophagy; COPII vesicle coat assembly; Golgi organization
Cellular component (GO): endoplasmic reticulum exit site; ER to Golgi transport vesicle membrane
Source: RefSeq, a predicted model, not a curated record
AUGCACAUGGCAACGCGACGCAACGAUACGCUUCGGUCGUCAUUGAAGCUGGCUCCACCUCUCGUCCACCAUCGUGCCAGGGAUACGUUUCACUGGGGCAACGCGCUCACCCGCAUCGUUCAAGACCCAACGACAUCGCUGCGUUCCUGGAUCACCUUGCCGCUUUUACGAUCACGACCGCCUGCUCCGGUCGUUCGGUCGAUCGACUCACGGUCAAACUUACGAUCCUCCUCCAUCAUGAGCAGCCCACCAUCCAAGAUCGACGACAAGGCGGUCGCAGACGAGGUUCCACAGCCUACCGCUGCUUCUGACGCCGCUUCCCCAACAACCACCGAGAAAGACGCCGUCGACACUUCGUCUCUUCAACUACCCUCGACAACAUCUUUCAAGAGGGGACAUGCUCCCAAACCGAGUGUCGGAAUUGCCGCUUCCCUCUUCGGCUCUGCCGGCGACGAUGACCCUUUCUCCAGCAUCGCCGCCUCCAACGGCACCAGCUCUCUCGGACAGCUCACCGAAGCUGAAGAGGAGCCGGACCUCUUCGGUUCGUCCAGUGCAGGCAACACUCACGGCGAUUUGAAAGGCUCGGCUUCAGCUGCUGAUCCAGUCACAUCCCUCUUCGGAAGCGAGUCCGCAUCGUCAGGCCUUGCUCAGCCGUCGGCGAAUCCUGCGGCUCUCCCACCUGCGACAGAUGGAUUGACAGUGCCCGGCACCGACGGAAAGGCAAGCGCUCAUUCAUCAGGCCCAGCAUCGCCAGGAGGUCUGUUUGGCGACUCGAGCUACCAGGACGAUUGGCUCGCCCAGGGAGCCGAGCAACAUGGCCAAGCAGCAGCUGCACACGUCAACGAAGACGGCACAUCUUCUCAUCCAGCCGAUCCAUUCGCUGCAGAGGCCGGUGGUCAAGGCUCCCUAUCAUGGCCGAAUCAGGGGGAAAAUCAGGCUGCCAACGAACCUUUUGCAGAGACCCAGUACGAUGCUUACGGUCGGCCCAUUGCAAGUGCUGGCUCCGAAAUUGUUGGCCACGAGCAAGAAUCUUAUGAUCAGCAGCAACAGUAUCAUCAAGGCUAUGACUACGACCAACAGCAGCAAGCCUACAGCUACGACCAGCAACAUCCAGGGUACGACUACUCACAACAUCAGCAGAAUUACGAUCAGCAAUCCGGCUACGACUAUCAGCAGCAGGGGUACGAUGAGCAGCAGGUUUAUGGUCAGCAGCAAGGGUACGAUCAACAGCAAAGCUACGAUCAACAGCAAAGCUACGAUCAGCAACAGAGCUACGAUCAGCAGCCAAGCUACGACCCGCAGAAUCACAGCCAGCAGGGGUACGAUCAGCAAGGCUAUGACCAGCAAGGCUACGGUCAGCAAAGCUACAAUCAACAGGGCUACGAUCAGCAUGGCUACGAUCAGCAGGAACACGCUCAGCAGCAUUUCGCACAUCAAGAUUACUCGCAGUCAGGCUACGGGCAGCAACAGGAUACUCAUGCCGAUCAAUACGGCUACGACCAGUCAGGCAAUGGAAAUAUCGCCAGUUACGCUGCAGCGGAUCCUUACGCGGCUGCUCCGUCUGCCGACGAUGCAAGAGAAAUGGCUCAGCAAGGCUACGACGCUAAUGCGUACGCAGCCAAUCCUGCCUACCAAGCGAGCACGGACGCCUCUGCCACAUAUGCAGGCUACGACGAGGGCCAGAGCUACGCAUACGAUGCCUCUGCAGGCGAACAGGCGUACGAUACAGCUGCAACUGCUGGGCAAAGCUCGCAGGACCAAUACAGCGCUGAUCCGUAUUCAACGUACGGCAGCGACAACUACGCUCAGCAGCCCUCGGCAACUGAUCCCUACUCGCAACAGCAAAGUGAUGCCUACAAUCCAUACGCACCAUCUCAGCAGCCUCAGCAGUCGCAGCAACAGGGACACUCAGGCCAAGACUACUCACACGACGCCGGCUACGGGCAAACCAACGGAUCGAGCCUCAGCGCUGGUGCAUACGGCGAUCUGCAAGGCGCAAAUGUACACCAAAGCCAUCAGAGUCUUGCGCGUGCACCGAGCCCGUACGAUCCACCUGCCACCACGGCCAGCCCUGCUGCACCUUCGUCCUCGACUGCCACAGCUAGCAGCCUUCCACCGCCUCCCAAGGGUCCACCGCAGGGACCGCCUCGCGGUCCUCCCAGAGGCCCCUCCCGCUCCGCUUCGCGCAAUGCUCAUGCUGCGACUAGUUCUGCUUCGUCCGCCACUCUGGAGGCUCCGCCAAUGCCGACGCGCUCUUCGUCGGCCGUCUCGCUAGAGGAGGAAAGCCAGCAAGACCUGGCAUCUGCGCCGUCGAACGGUGUCCAAACACCUCAGAAACGAGCACAAGCCUUGCUAGGAUCCACAGACACCCCACCAGCCACGUACAAAGCCCCGCCUUCUGCAUGGGUCGACUCGCUCGAGCAGGCAGCAGCUACGCCUCCUGCAUUGAAUGCUGGAGACGAGUCUUUGCCCACACUCACUGUCACGGACGAAUCAGAGCAUGGCAACGGCUAUGACGCAGAGGCUGCAGACGAGGUCGAGACCUCGAUGCGCGAGGUGGAACACCAACUCUCUGGCGAUCAGCCGCACGAUGCCGUCGACGAGGCGGCCAAUGCGUUUGGCGAUCUGAACCUUUAUCAGGAUCAGCAGAACGAGGAAAUGCCAAGCUCGCAUGCCGAGAUCGGCUAUGCAGCAGAAGAAGACGGAUCCACUCCACAAGCGGCGGACCACGCCGGGUCGCAUGGCCCAGGCUAUGGAGAUGCCGAGACUGGUCAGUACGACGCAGAAGGUGGCUACGACUACGAUCAGACCGAUGCUGCCCGCGAGAGCUCCAACUGGAACAGCUGGGACGAAGAAGGUGGCGAACAGGCACCCGCAACGACUGAAUACAAUCCUUACUCGCUCAGUCACGAGUCUACUCAGCAGGCCUAUAGCUCCGCACAACACGCCAACGAGGAUCCUUACGCGCUUUCGACCGAAGCCUACGGACCGCCCCAGACCUUUGCAGCCUCAGCGCCCGGCGAAGACGAUCCUCAGGCAAGGACGCCCCUUGCCGCUCACGGUGAGCAAGGCAGCUGGCUCGGUGCCAACUCGUCGACGAUUGGCAACGAUACUGUGCAGGAUCCAUACAGUCCCUCCGCGGUCUCGAACAGUACCUUUGGAAACAAUCAACACCAGCAACCCAUGUACGGGGGCUAUGGCCCGCCUCCAGUCAGUGAUCGCUCUGCCGAUCCAUACGAUGCAGCCAACGGCCAUGCACACGUUGAACGAGGGGUUGAGGCCGGCACGUCGGACACCCUCGGACAGACUCAAUAUAUCGAUGACCAGUCCGCAGAGGCCAACUACUUUGACGAAAACAAGCGCGCAAUCUCACCGCAGCAGUACGGCAACGUCAACGCGUACGGCGCACCUCCCUCGCCUUAUGCGCCGCAUGAUCAGUACGCCUCCAGCACAGCAGGAACAGGACAAGUAGCGCCCAGUGCUGCGAGCGACGCACGCUCCCAAUCUGCAUCAGAAGCGAGCGCAGACAUGCUCGAAACGAGGCGCGGUGCAACCAUUCCGAUCGCCAGCUUCGGCAUCGGAGGCAAGCUCGUCAGCUACUUUCCCACCUCGCGCGGCUCUUCCGACGCACAGGGAGCCAACGGCGCCAGCGGCUCCGGCAACGCGUAUGGAUCCUACUCGUACAAUGCCUCGAGUUACCCAACCCAGAUCAACGUACAGGCGCUCUCAUCGCUGGUGCCGUCGUCAGCAUACGCAUCGGCCUUUGAUCCGCUGACGUUUCCAGGUCCUGUCUUCGAAGGAGCUGCUGGGACCAAUGUGCUGUCGAGGGCCACGGGCGCUGCAGCCUCCGGUAAGAGCAAGAAGGCGGCGGUGAUCAAGCAUCUCGACGAGCGCGUUCAGGACCUUUCUGCUGGUGUCGGAUACCUACGACGACGCCCCUCCUUCUCGACGUCGUCCACGGGCUUCAACAAAGGAGCUGCGGUCGAACAGGAUGGAGAGCUCGAAGCUCGCAGGACCGAGGACAAGGUGCUGCUCCUGCGGCUGCUGAGACUGCUCGUCGAAAAUGACGGCCAGACGAGCUCAGCCGCUUUCGAGCAAGGAGUCAGAUCUCUGAUUGUUGCACCCGAGACGCGCGAAACCGCAUCCUCGGGAGCCUUCGCCAUGUCGGUGACCUCCGCGACACCAGACGGCGGUGCAGAGGGCGAUGUCGUCACCUCGCACGAGCUACGCACCGGCUUCUUGCAAAAGGUGCAAGGCAUGCUGCUGCGCGGCGAACGGAGGGAAGCUGUCGAGUACGCCGUCGCUCAAAAGAUGUGGGCGCACGCUAUGACCAUCGCCAGCUGCGUCGACAAGGAUUGUUGGAAGCAGGUCGUCAGCGAAUUUAUCGAGAACGAAGUGGGCGCUGCAGAAAUAUCGCUCGUCAACCAAGGCCAGGGAGAUCUGCAGGGGCUCAAGGUGGCGUACAACGUCUUUUCAGGUCAGGACCCGGCAUCGAUCUUUGAUCUCUUCCGGACCAAGACGCAGCUCGGUCAGAUGGGCGCUUUGCAGCCAACGCCGGUCGACUCGAACACGACAUCCGCGGUACUUCCCAGCUGGAAGGAGUCCGCUGCGAUCGUAGCGAGCAAUCGCAGUGCCAGCGACUCGGCAGCCUUGACGGCCAUCGGUGACGGCCUCUGCACGCGUGGGCUGAUCGAGGCAGCGCAUUUCUGCUAUCUGCUGUCGCCUCAGACGUCGCCGAUCGGUGGUGCGGACACGAACGGCGCGCGCUUCACCCUGCUGGGGUUGUCGAGCCCCAAGACAUCUGCCGCCUUCGCGCAGGACCUCGACAGCAUCUUAAUGUCCGAGGUGCUCGAAUUUGCUCAGGGACUGGUGCCGACUGUGAAAGGCCAAGAGCCCUUCCCUGGCAUCGCUCACUUGCAGGCCUACAAGCUCGUGCAUGCUCAGCAGCUUGCUGAUCUCGGCGAGGUGGGCAAGGCGCAGCGAUACUGCGAAGCGAUUGCGCAGUGUCUAAAGCAGAGCAAAGCUUCCCCCUACCUCCACUCGACUUUGCUAUCGCAGUCCAAGCAGCUUUCCGACCGGCUCGUCGGCGCACCGCAAGCGGGUCCCGGGGGCAACUGGGUGACGCGCAAGAUGCAGAGGCCCACGCUGGACGGUGUCUGGGGCGCGCUGGAGGGCCGCUUCACCAAGUUCAUCGCCGGAGAGGAGGGAGCCGCGGACGCCGACUCGCCCAACAAGAACAGCAAGGGCUCCGUGUCGUCGAGUCUCGGUCCCUUCUCGCACUACAGCGCCAUCACUCCGGAUGCGGCGUCGGGUGGCAUGACGAGGCAGCCAUCGUUCAACGAGCUCAGGACGGGAUCGCCUAGCGUGCCGACAUCGCGCUCUGGUUCGGCGAUGGACUUCCGCAAUGCCACCAAACGUGCCGCUUCGCCAAAGCAUCGCGCUUCUACGGCGCUUUCGAUGCGACCGCUCAACUCGGACCCGUACAGUGACUGGCCACAGCCGAGGCCAGCGGGCAAUGCCAAUGGCAGCGAAGCGGCAAGCAACCACGACCGUGACAGUGUCAGGUCAAGCUCUGAGGCGGCUCGGUCAUCGCACGGCUACGGUGCGGGUCUCCAUGCUGGCUCUGCUUACGGCGCGGGCCACAAUGCCCAGGCCUCAGCAUUUUCGGCCGCAUCGUCGACGUACGGCGGCGCGGGCGAGACGAGCUUUGCUGCUGACACUCCGCCGUGGCAUGGCAGCGUCGGGCAGGGCACAUACGAUGCAGACAGCUCUCGGCGUCCCAGCACCGACGCUGGAGGUGCAGCGGCUGGGUCCGAGUCGGCUUAUGGGGGCUACGGUGACUACGGUGGCUAUGGCAGCAGCAGCUACGGUGGAUACGGCGGCACGUACGGAGACGAUUCGCAGGUCGCAGAGACGGGUGCCGAAGAUGCAGGCGAUGCGAACGGCUACGCAGCUCCUUCUCACGGAGCUACUCCGUUCUACGGCUACGAUCCGCAUGGAGCCCAAAAGCCGCAGUUUGUCAGCAACGUUGGUGGCGGAGACGCUCUUGAGGGCGGCGACGAAGGUGGCUUUGUCUCGCCAUUCGAUGCACUUUCGUCCAACAGCCGAACGCCGCAGCCGCAGUCGCAAAGCAACCAGUACGCACCGUCCUACGGUCGCAAUGAUGGCGUCCAGGAGGACGAGGAAGACGACGACGAUCUCGGACUCGGCAAUUCGAGCAGUCGCAGAGCGACGGGCAACGCAGCGGAUGGACCACAAUCCGAGGUAGGCGAUGCAUCGCGCAGAGACAGCGUCGCGAGCUCGUCUGCUGCUGCAAAUACGUCCAGGCAAAGUGACGCCGAUAGCAAGAAAGACGACUCGGCCAGCAAUGCGGGAGGAGGCGGCGACGAAAAGAGGCAGGAGCUCAAGCCGUCUGCGUCGUGGUUUGGUCGGAUCUGGGGCCGCAGUCCGAGCACGGACAGCGCGGCUCAGCAGGCGCAGGCCAAGGCGAAGAAGGCGCACCUGGGCGAAGAGACAAGCUUCGUGUACGACAAGGAGCUCAAGCGCUGGGUCAACAAGAAAGUGGGUGACAGCGGCGGCGCAGCUAGCACGCCGCCACCCCCGCCUCCGCGAGCCCAAUCGGCCAGCCCAGCCUCGCAGCCGGAUCGCAGCGCGGGAGCGUCGAGUGCCCCACCCAUGCGCGGCUCUUCAUCGGGCAGCUACACGAUGGGACGAGCGACGCCUCCGAUCAGCGAAGACAACGACGAAGGCAGUUCUGGACUGGCACCGAGCCGCGGACCGCCUGGAAUGGGAAGCCUGAACAGGGCGAGGAGCAACCUUGCGGAUCACUCGAUGCCACCUGCCUCGCAGCCGCCGAUGGGUGGUGCAGCGCCGCCAGGAAGAGGGUCAGGGUCGUCGACGCCGGCAGGAUCCAGCUUUGGUGGUCCUCCGCCGCCGCCGGGAGGGGCCAAGACGGGCACGGUCAAGAAGAGGCCGAUCAAGAGUCGAUACGUCGUAGUGGAUUGA